Molecule: messenger RNA, 525 nt
Organism: Guyanagaster necrorhizus
Lineage: Eukaryota; Fungi; Basidiomycota; Agaricomycetes; Agaricales; Physalacriaceae
Exons: 2
Coding region: 163-525 (120 amino acids)
Source: RefSeq, a predicted model, not a curated record
CGUCGCAACAAUGUUCUUCUGGAAAGAAGGACAAUAAAAACGCUGAACAAUAGUUCAUUGGCUCCGCCGCUUUCUCCCCGCCUGCUCAUUGUUUAUUGCAACUUUCUUCUUCCUUUCCUGACAGCUUUUUCCCGACGGCCGCAUUUUGACAUACGGGUUAUCAUGUUUUCGCCUAGCGUAUUAAUUGUCGCCGUAUUGAUUAUUGUGCGACGGCGUUGUUAUCUUAUUUCACCUCCAGGACAGCUCUAUUAUCCUGAGCUGGUGUACGUGGUCGCGUCGCGACUUGGCGAGUGGUCGUCGCGCUUCGGCGGCGGCCAUUUGAUCUGCGCUUUGCCUCCGUUAUUGUUUCAGUUUGAUUCCGUGGGAGCAGAUUUUGUAGACUUAAUCCGGCAAUGCUGUACCCUGUCAUUGUUCGAAUGCCAUGCUGGUGCCUUGACAUUUACUUCCGUGGAUGCAUUUUCGGCGAUCUUCAAUGUCGGAGUCUUGGGGGGUGACGGACUUUUACAGACUGCCUACAAGAUCUAG